Messenger RNA from Andrographis paniculata, 1337 nucleotides. RefSeq names its product chaperone protein dnaJ 20, chloroplastic. Gene Ontology annotation, cellular component: cytoplasm. Gene Ontology annotation, biological process: protein refolding. The record is from RefSeq and is a predicted model, not a curated record. Lineage: Eukaryota; Viridiplantae; Streptophyta; Magnoliopsida; Lamiales; Acanthaceae. Bases 174 to 947 code for a protein of 257 amino acids. The transcript has 4 exons.
GAAAGGAGAGAGGCAGCAGCCUGUGGGAAUGGUAAGCUAUCUGUUACUAGUUAACUAGGAGGGAGGAGGAGGAAGAGGAGGAGGUUUGAGGAGGAUGAGGCACCAAAAUCAUUGAGAAGCAUCUAAUUGCCCAGAACCCACCCACCCGUCGCAUGAACACUAACUACUAAAUCAUGCAUCGCUUUGCCCUUUCUUCGCCAUCGUCAUCGAUCUUGCGCCUUAACUCAUUCCCCUUUCUUUCACUCAAGUCGAGCUUCCCCACGGUCUUUAGCUAUGGGCAUAAUAUCCAACACUUUGCGCCCUUGUCGCGCCGAGAUUACAAAUUCCGUAAGAAGAAGAUGAGAGGCGCCCUGGUCCUGGUGAAAUCGAGUGCAAGGGAGUCGCCAUACCAAGUUUUGGGUGUGUCGCCCUCGGCUUCCACCCAGGAAAUUAAGAGGGCUUAUCGAAGACUCGCUCUUAAGUAUCAUCCUGAUGUGAACAAAGAGACUGGUGCCCAGGAAAAAUUUAUGAGGAUUAAGCAAGCAUAUAAUGCACUACUGAACUCAAAAUCCAGAGAUAGAUAUGAUUCUCGAAAUCAGGGAUCUGAUUUUUCUUAUUCUGCAAGUGAAGGAUACCAGAAGAGUAGAGAAUCUGAAGAAGAGUUCUACGGAUUGGAGGACUUCUUCAGAGAUCUUCAGGAAGAAUUUCGGAACUGGGAGGCAACUGCUUCCACUCAAGGAAAGCCCAAAAGCUUGUGGGAAGAAUUGGCAGAGAUUGGAGAAGAGUUUGUUGAGUUCUUAGAGAAGGAAUUGAACAUAACGGAUCAAGAGCCCGGUGAAAACAACGAGGGAAGUUCUUUCAAGGGUAAUGCAAGUACCGAUAAGGCUGAUAAUACAAGCAGCAUUUCUGACAACAUAAAUGAGAUCGAGCAAGCACUUGCCCAAUUGAAGAAGGAAUUGGGUCUCUAGCUAAAUACAAGCUUUAGAAGAAAUGUAUGAAAUUGCUUCUGGACGACGACUAUGGAAGCUUGAGCAUAAACAAUUGCCUCGAGCAUGGGAUUUUGGUAUUCUCUCUCAUUCAAUCUCAAUCUUCGAUACAACUGUCAUGGUGUGGGCAGGUGGUGAAAUUACUCUAUUAUCUUCAGAUUUCGGUAAGUUAAACAGAGUCAUGAGAUCAACCAUUAUAUAUUCCAUUGUUUUAGUCGAUUGAACAUUAUCAAGCGUAAAUGAACGAUUCCCUGCUAUGAUGGUAACGUAUGUACUGCCAUUAAGGAAACAGCAUGAUGAUUUUGUUCAUAAUUUUCCAGAUGUGUGAAACAGUGUACAUUUUUAUGUAGUCUAGAAGUUUUGAUUAGUAUA